Lathyrus sativus (Indian pea) is the source of this 1146-nucleotide messenger RNA. NCBI's taxonomy places the organism in Eukaryota, Viridiplantae, Streptophyta, Magnoliopsida, Fabales, Fabaceae. The record is from the annotation of a GenBank genome assembly.
AUGCAAUCUCACCGGUUACGCCCUCUUCUUUUCAAUCCUCCAUUCUCUUCUAACUCACUUCAAUCCUUUCGCCUUUCGUUUUCUACUGCUUCUUUAUCAACCCCAAAAAACCAAAACUCAAAAGAAACCACUUUUAUAUUUGACUACCUUAAUUCCAACUUCAAAUUACCCAAACCUCAAUCCAGUUAUAUCUCUAAACGUUUUUCAGGAACCACCUUCCCUCAAAACCCCUUGUCUGUAAUCAACUUUUUCAAACAAAUUGGGUUUUCUCAAACUCAGAUUCAAACUAUCAUUCGUCAGAGAGUUCAAUUACUGUUUUCAGAUGUUGAUAAAACUCUCAGGCCUAAAGUUGACCUCUUUCAACAAUUGGGUUUUCAGGGUUCUGAUUUAAGCGGCUUUAUUUCAAGGUAUCCAACCAUUUUGACUGCUAGUUUGAACAAAACAUUGGUUCCCUCAGUGGAAGCUAUUAAGAAAAUUGUACGCAAUGAGAAAGAUCUUAUUCAAGUUUUGUGCAAAUGUGGUUGGAUACUCCCAAAGUACCAGCUAUUUGUUUCCAACAUUGCUUUCUUAGAGAGCUAUGGCAUUGUUGGGGAUCAGGUUUUGUUUCUACUCAAACGACAUUCAAGGCUUUUGAGUUUUUCACAAUCUGCUGUUAGAAACUAUGUUUUGCAAGCUCUAGAAUUGGGUUUCCAUCAAAAUUCAAGAAUGUUGAUUCACGCGCUUCAUACGAUAGUUGGUUUGAGCAAGAAAACAUUUAAGAGAAAGCUGGAUUUAAUUCAGAGUUUUGGGUUUUCUAAAGAUGAGACUUUGCAAAUGUUCAAAAAGUCUCCAGCUUUGUUUAGGGUAUCAGACAAAAAAUUAAAGGUUGGAAUUGAAUUCUUCUUACAUACAGUUAUGCUACCAAAGUCGGCAUUGGCUAACCGGCCUAUGAUUUUGAUGUAUAGCAUUGAGGAUCGAGUGUUUCCUAGAUAUAGAGUUUUUCAGCUUUUGAAAUCACAAAAUCUAUGUAAGGUUUCCAGCUUUGUUUAUCUAUUAUGCUUGUCCGAGGAAAUAUUCUUGAUCAAGUAUAUAUCAAAGUUUAAAGAAAAUACUGAGGCAUUAUUGAUAGCUUACAAGGGGCAUCAUAUACCAGGUGGCAGGGUGUAA